UAAUCAUUAAAUUCAUAAAUCAGCAUUUUUAUAUAAUACAUUUCUGAUUCUUUAGUAGAUUAUGCGCCGGAUCGAUUUCCAAAGUAGUGAACAUAGGUAGUGAAUCAAAACAAAGAACUUGCAAUCUGUCAAAAUGUCGGUCAACGCUCAAGUACAUUUGACCAAAAAUGAAAACAUUAAAAUGAACGAUAAAACUCUUAAACCCCUAUUUUCCAAGCAAGCGGAGUGUUCAUAUGUGUCUUGUUAUUGCGAAGAAAAUGUAUGGAAAUUGUGUCAGGAUGUAUCGCUAAGAAUACCGGAGGAGUUGGAUCGGUGCUUCGUGGUAUUUAUAUCUAACCCUUGCCGCACGGUGCCUCUCUGGAAACAAAGGGCUGGGCGCGAGGAAGAUCGUCUCGUCAUAUGGGACUAUCAUGUGAUAUUCUUGUACUCUUGGGACUGCAAGACUUGCCUUGUCUACGAUCUGGACUCUGAGUUGCCUUUUCCAACAUUCUUCCAUAAAUAUGUCACAGAGACAUUUCGUACGGAUCAGGUGUUAAAAUCAGAUUUUCAUAGAUUCUUUCGUGUUGUGCCUGCGAAACAAUUCCUGCAACAUUUUGCAUCUGAUCGUCGUCACAUGAAGAGACCUGAUGGAUCAUGGAUUAAGCCCCCACCUCCAUAUCCAGCCAUCUGCACCUCAGUGGCCACGAACAACCUAGAUGAGUACAUCAACAUGGAUACUGGGUCAGGAUUGGGCCAGGUAUUGAGUCUGACAGAAUUUGUGCAACGGUUUUAUAAGGUAGAGAAGUAGUACAAGCGAGAACCAGUUAUGGUGCGUGUCUGUUUGAGAAAAUCUGUAGUUAAAUGCAAAAUUUUAUCAUAUACAUUUUGAAUGUAACUAUGAGGGUUGUAAGAAAAAUUACAACUUGGGCAGACAACACCAUUAGAUAGUCAAAUGGCGCAUUUGUUAAUUUUUAGAUUUUCCAUGGCAGAGAUCAUGGUUUUAGUUGAUUAUGUUUUAGUAAUCUUUGUUAAUUAUUUUGUCGUUCCUGUUAUUAUUUAAUUGUUUAUUACUUUAUAAUCCAUUAUUACCUAAAGUCAAUCUAUAGCUUAUAAAUAUACAGAGCACAGUGAAUUUCAAUCUUGCCCACCUAUUACACAAAGAAGUGUCUUGCACAAGGAAACUACGAAUUACCACUCAUUUUAAAGCCACUUAACUUAUUGGUCAAAUUUCUAUGUACUAUGUUAAUUUAUCUUUGUUUUAACCUUUUGUUCACAUCUUCAUCUUUUAUCUUAUGAUCAUAAUAAUUUUUAGUUCAUUUCUAUAUAAACUUAGUGUGUAACAUACAUAGGAUUGUUGACCAAUGAAUAAUUCUCUAAUUAUUGAAUAAUAACAUAUGUAUUCAACAUUGAAUAAUUACAUAAAUGUUAUCAAAUAUUUCUAUUCCUUCGAAGAUAAGCUGACGCCUGUAUUUAGAUAGAACAAUUCUAAAAUUACUUAGUAGUUUUAAAGAGAUGUUAGUGCUUAACAUCUCAAUUUUAUAAAAGCAUAUUAUGUAAGUUAGGUAUAGGGUACCUGUGCUAACAUUGGUCAGCCUUCCAAAUUUCAACCACCUAUAUACUCCACAGUAAUUUUGACGAUUGAUAUUAGAAAGGUGGCUAAUGUUAGGGCAUGUUAGCCUACAAUAUAUAUCAAUUAAUAUAUGUCUGUAAAGUUAAUUGUUUUCCUGUUUCAUUGAAUUAUGAAGAGUAUAUUUUAUCUCUAGGUACCUCUUGUUCUCGUUUUAACUGAAGAAGUAAUCCUUAUUUACGGAUUGUAUGUUACCUUGAGUGAUAAAUUAAAGCUUAAGUAAUUUAUUAUAUGUAGUAGCGUUAACGGUCACGAAGUAGCUUUUGUAUGUUGUUAAAUCUAUUGAAUAAUUUUUGUAUUAACUUUUAUACACUCUUUUUAUCCUGCCCUAGCACCCUUAGCAGUUAAUAAGAGAAAAAUCUCAAAUAUUACAUAAUUUACAUACUUAGUGUAAGUUUAAAGUGAAACUGCUUAUUGUUGAAAAUAUUUACGUAAGUGCAUCAGGAUAAGUGUUUGUGUUACGUUACGUUACAUAAAUUUGUCUAUUUUAUGAACACAUAUGUUAAAGCUACGUGCGUCAUGUCAUUGAAAUUAGACAUUGUAUUUUGUCACUCUUGUUGCACGUCGCAUGUGAUUGUAUUCCCUUGCUCAUAAACUUUCGUCCUUUUACCCAAAUAAAAAAAAAACUUCUGCCUGCCAUUGAUCAAUUCUAAACUUUUUGAGUCCAUAGGGCAGGAGAUAUACAUAUAAAAUACUUUAUUAUACAUACAUAUUAUUACAUCUAAAUAACCCUUUUCAAAUUUUAUUGGGCAUAGGAAAAGUCCCUUCAUACUUGAUAUUACACGUAAACCUUAAGAUAUAAAUUAAGCUUGUUAAAUAGUCAUACUUGUUCUGAUGUGAAAGUGCUUGAGGAUACAAAGGGCCAUAUUACAUAACAACAUGUGACAAUUAAGGCACGUUCAGUUCACCCUGGGCUAAUUAAAUUUAUUUAGUAAGUGUAAGAUCAUAUGGUGUAAGUGAAACAGUUGAUUUUGCUUGGAGCAACACAGAUUCUAUACGUUUCUCUUGCCCCAUCUAACCUUAUAGUGGAUACACCUAAAACCAUGUUUAGAUUUUACUGAUACCCAGUUGUUUUUAAUCAGAAACGAUUUAAAAAUCUAUAUAGGUACACGUUUUAAACCAUAUUCCGAAUUACGAGAACCACUUCUCAUUAAAUAAGUUGCUAGGAAUUUUCAAGUGUUGACAAGUGGGUAUGCAAUGGACCUUAGAUUUGAGAAAAGUGAAUAUUUUCGCAAAAGCCCCUCUAUAACUUCCAGUAUAAUAGUAAUAUAUUUAAACUUAGUUAAGCGUAAGAACUAUAGCACAAGUCUUUCAUUGUUGUAUUUUUAAUAUAAUUAGAUUUUGCAUUUAUUUAAUAUAUUUCUGCAGGGUUAAAUAUCUGUGUUCAAAUUUUACUAGUUUAAGUAUAUAGGUCUCCUUAUUAGAUGCGUUUCGAUUGUUGCAUUCUACAAUAUUUUUGACGCUGGAUACGCUUUUGUGGCUUAUUUGUAUAAAAAGUGUACUCAAUUUUAUUACAUUUACUGAUCUUAAAAUCUACUAAUCUAGUCAUAAUUCCUCUUCUCUACUUUUAAGGAUGUAUUGUUAACACUUUAAAUAAGCACCUAUGAAGGCGUAGCUGGUUUAAUAGUUGGGACCAAUCUGAGGACUGUGGUGGAACCCGUUGUGUAGAGAAUUCAGUGCCGGGGGGUGUAAUGUCCCACUGGUUACGCCUUUGACUUGUAAACAAGCUAGAAACUAGUACAUUGUAAAGACUGUUUACCAUCGUACAAUGUUGCGUUUCUUUGUAGAGUUGGUUGUAGAUGUCGCCACUGUUCCAAUACUUGUUUCGUAAUAGGCAACAGUUUAUAUUUGAUCACUUUGAAGGUCAUCCCAUGGUUAUCCCCCCCUAAAGCGCAAUGAUAUUAAUGGUUUUAUUUGAACGAUCUGUUUUUUUUUUCAAAAUCAUCAUAAGAUCAGGCAGCCGAUCGUAAGAUCAGGCAUAUCGUGAAACGUGAAAAUUUUUAACUCGUUUCCUGAGUCGACGGAGCCCCGCUACGCGGGGCUUCUAUUUCUGGGCAGUUAUCCCUUCGGGCAUCUGAAGCUACCUAACGAACCUAUCCUACCUAUUUAUUGGUUUAAUGUAACUAUGGUCAAAACAUUACACAGGAACAUUACGAUCUGCCUGAUCUUACGAUCGGCCGCCGACAUAUAGGUACACGAGGAAGAUCCUCAUCCAUUUAAAUAUGCAUUCAUUUUUAAAGUGAUUUCUAAGCGAAUUUUACUUACCUAAUUCAUAAACUUAUUUGUAAUGUUUUUUUACGUCAAUCAUGUUGAUUGAUUGUCGCUAAUAACGCAGUCAAACACUAUUCGAUUCGAAGAAACGCAAAAUUGUAUGAAAGUUGACAGUCUUUAAUAUUAACUUGUUUCUACAUUAAUCCGCAAUUAUUAUUGUUAUGAAUUCAAUCGAUACCUUCCUUCUACGCCUUUAAAAUUUUAUCUAUUGACUGACUGAGUGAUAAAUUGUGCUUGUGCUUUUAAUGUACCAAGUUACAUGUUUUUAUUUUAAGAUUGCAAAAAAUAAAACACCACACGCUGA
Cydia fagiglandana is the source of this 4181-nucleotide messenger RNA. It is a transcript of the gene tun, whose product is annotated as protein N-terminal glutamine amidohydrolase. Gene Ontology annotation, cellular component: nucleus; cytosol. The record is from RefSeq and is a predicted model, not a curated record. Lineage: Eukaryota; Metazoa; Arthropoda; Insecta; Lepidoptera; Tortricidae. Gene Ontology annotation, molecular function: protein-N-terminal glutamine amidohydrolase activity; protein-N-terminal asparagine amidohydrolase activity. The transcript has 5 exons. Bases 134 to 787 code for a protein of 217 amino acids.